UAUAAAAUUCAAUGAAAGGAAAUGGGCGUUUCUGGAGUUCAGCCCACAAAAGGAGUAGAAGCGCAUGAUAGACCUGGAUAAACGCUGGUCUACAUAACAUUUUCCUUCUGAACUUGGAUUACUUUUGGUGCUGUUUUGCAGUAUGGCAUCCCUCCUGAUAUUUAUCACUCUACUACAUCUUACCAUACUGACAGUUUUAUUUAUUGCCACCAUGGAGAAGUUCUGGUGGGUUUGGGACAAUAAUGCGCGCUCAGACCUGUGGCACAACUGCAGAUUUGACAAUGAAACAAAGGAUUGGCUCUGUGAUUCAUCAAAUGAGACUGAGUGGCUUCAUGCUGUUCAGGUUCUGAUGAUUCUGGCCGUGAUCUUCUCCUCCAUUUCAUUUCUCAUAUUUCUGGCUCAACUCUUCACCAUGUCUAAAGGAGGACUCUUCUACUUCACUGGUGUCUGUCAGGCAUUUGCAGGUCUCAACGAUUUUACCGCCGCACUUAUUUACACUCUGCACUAUAAAGAAAUCCUUAAGGGCUCCAGGGAUUUGAGCUCAGGACACUUUGGGUAUUGCUUUAUCUUGGCCUGGGUUUGUGCACCUUUGCUGCUGUGCAGUGGAAUUAUGUAUAUCCAUCUGCGGAAAAGGGAAUAGAGGAUUUGUUUCCCCAAUGCCAUUGUUAUUAAAACUUCAGUGAGCGAUUAUAAACCUUAUAUGAACUCCAUGUAAACUAACAAAUAAAACAUUUUUUCACUUUUUAGACUGUAAAUAGCCAAAAAUAUUUAAUGCUGAAAUACUUACACAACACAGAUCAUGCACAGAACUUGUUUAACUAAUAUAUUAGAAUAGUUGAAUUAAAUGUCAUUUAAUGAAAUGGGCCACUGAUACUCUCAUACAUUACAGUGAAAUCCAAAAUUAUUAAGAUAAUGUAUAUAAAUAAAGCUGAGUAACUUCUAGAUUAAUAUCUCAAUACAAGUUGUCCUUAGUAAUGUGCCCAAACCAGAUCAAAAAAACGACUAUUACUCCUAAAUCUUUAAAAUACGCAGGAACUCAACCACAAUAGGGUUGUACGGUAUACCGGUAUACCUUGAUAUUCACUUGUACGUUUAUCAUACCAUUAACAUUUGCUUAUACACGGUUUUGGCAAAAAUAAAGCAGAUCUCACCUGCGCUACUACGCACAUGCAACUUCAUUCGGCGUGACAGCUAGACUCCACUCGUAGCAGAGAAAAUGUAAGAGACUACAAUUUCUAUCCUCUAUCCCCUACCAGAAAAAGUUCAAAUCUACAGUAUGGAAAUACUUUGGGUAUAUGAAAAACGAACACGGGGUUGUCCGUGAAGAUGGAUAUCCAGUUUGCAAGAAAUAUAGACAAAGAGUGGCUGCAGAGGCACUAAAGCCCAUUUAAGUGAUUUAUAUUACAGAUCAAUUUAAGUUGAUUAUACUUAGGCCAUAUAAUAAAAACUUUACAUUUCACAUAUGACGAUGUGAACAAAUUAAUAUAUCCAGAGCAGCUCUGAAAAAAUGUAAUGAGUAUUUUAUAAUUUUAUUUAAAAGAAUAUAUUUAAAAGAAUCAAAAAUGGUUAAGAAUCAAAGUUUACUUUUUUCGAAAGUGUAUUUUAUCCCCAAAAAGUGUAAAUGUAAUAAACCAUAUGUUCAACCCAAAACCCCUAUCUGUUUUUUAUUAAUUUAAGGGUCAUUGUAGCUAAUGAUAAAUAAUAAUAAUAAUACUAAUAAUAAUAAUAAUAAGUGUUUAAUACAGGCAAACCGCGAAAGUUUCUGAUA
Molecule: messenger RNA, 1768 nt
Organism: Paramisgurnus dabryanus
Lineage: Eukaryota; Metazoa; Chordata; Actinopteri; Cypriniformes; Cobitidae
Gene: emp3b
Product: epithelial membrane protein 3b (MAM blood group)
Cellular component (GO): plasma membrane
Source: RefSeq, a predicted model, not a curated record